AUGGUCAACCAAAAGGCACAAGAUGCGGUGCAGAAGAGCUUGGAUUCUGUCACAUCCGACCAGACGACAGGAGUCGCUGGGCUGGUCUUCGUUGCUGUCGACAAGCAAGGCCAACAGAUUGCGGCCAGCGCUUCGGGGAAGAAAGGACUUGGUGCGAAUCGUUCACCGAUGGACCUAGACACCGUCUUCUGGAUUGCUUCAUGCACCAAGCUCCUUGCUACUAUGGCAUGCAUGCAAGCCGUGGAGCAAGGCAUCCUGAGUUUGGACGACCACAAACAAGUCUACAAGCUUUGCCCAGAGUUGGAGAAGGUGCAAGUCCUCAAGGAUGACGGUACCCUGGAAGACAAGAAGGCCGAUAUUACCCUUCGUAUGCUGCUGACUCACACGUCUGGCUUCGGAUAUGAGUUGUAAGUUGCGGCUGGGAUCAUGCUCGUUCAAGAUGCAGGACCUAAGUUUGUCAUCUCAGUUUCAACCCAAAGCUCCGCGAUUACGGACGACCAGUCGGCUUCGACAUGUUCCACGCCGACAUCAAAGACGUUCUCCGCAUGCCAUUGGUCAACCAACCUGGCUCGGCGUGGGAGUAUGGCAUCGGCAUUGACUGGGCUGGAAUCGUACUCCAACGAGCAACUGGCGUGGGCCUCAAUGACUGGAUCCAGAAGAACAUCAUGCAGCCACUGGGCUUGAAGAACGUCAACAUGUUUCCCACUGCCGAGAUGAAGAAGAACCUGGCGUACAUGCACCAGCGGUGGCCUGGCUCUGGACAGGCGGAAGAGCGAGACCAUAUCUACCGAGAGCCCAUCAUCGCCGAAACCGAACACGAGAAGAAGCACAUCUUCCACAGUGGAGGCGCUGGCGCUUAUGCCCUACCAACAGAGUAUGUGCAGGUCCUCGUCGCGCUGUUGAACGAUGGCAAGAGCCCCAGCACCGGCGCACAGAUCUUGAAGCCAGAGACCGUCGAGGCCAUGUUUGAGAAUCAGGUAAGACAAGGACACAUUUCUUGACGUUCAAGGUGUUCUGCAAUGAAGAAACAUUUCGCUCACUUGUAUCACUGCAGAUUCCGCACUUCCCCAACUUUGCACGACAGGGCAUUCCUGCCGCGAAGCCAGAGCAGACGAAUCCGGCGCCGGAGCUGUAUCCCCAGGACGGCAACCCGCCGCAGGGCUGGGGGUUGAGUUUCAUGAUUACACAAGAACCGGGCGCGACAGGUCGGGGGCGGAACACGGCUUGGUGGGCCGGUAUUGCGAAUCUGUUCUGGUGGUGCGAUCGGGAGAAGGGUGUUGCUGGUGAGUGCACAGAGUGUUUGGAGACGUCUCCACUUUUGAUUUUCCGCAUGGAAGCCAUAUGAGCUGACGUCGGUUCCUUUCUACUGCAGGCAUGAUCGCGUCUCAAGUCAUGCCGUUUGGAGACAUGAGCGUCAUGGGGCAAUGGUGAGGUUUUCCCACCCUUGCAUGAAGGGCACCCGCGAGCUAACACGGAUCCGUCUAGGGGUGCUUGUGAAGCGGCCGUCUACCAGGCUAUCGGAGCUUGA
Lecanosticta acicola is the source of this 1528-nucleotide messenger RNA. The record is from the annotation of a GenBank genome assembly. Lineage: Eukaryota; Fungi; Ascomycota; Dothideomycetes; Mycosphaerellales; Mycosphaerellaceae.